AUGGAAGCGGAAAGCAACUCCAGCCUGAGCCAGGACUCCUUGACUAGUCUCACGGCGGGCGAUGUGCUCAUUCACUCCACAGGUGUCCACAGGGAGAAGCCCAUUGACGCUGUGACAGGAGCUGGUGGCCGUAUGAAAAAAGUGACAAUCGCUGUGAAGAAGCUUCGUGAAGUGGUUUCUCCCUGCCAGGCAGCUGAUGCGACUUUGGCUGAAGAUGGAACACCCCGCAUUCCUCCAGCCUUUUUAGCAAACAGGGCUCCGUGCAGGGGAGUAACCCACAGUACCCCCCGCAGCGUGGCACCAGGAAUCCCAAGUACUAAAGGACAUCCAGAACAUCUGCUUUCAGUAGAAAAUUCUACAGAACCCAUGUUUUUAUCACAAAUGGAUUAUCCUAGACAAGCUGCAGUACAAGAAGAUCCUUCACUGCUACUGGAAGACAGCAGAAGACCUAAAGAUGAUGUUUUUAUUUCUCAAUAUGCUACUGGCCAGAAAGAGGCUUUGAGAGCAGUAUUAAAGCAAAAAACUCAAAGUACUCCUGUACUUAAGGAGGUGAAGGUACAGCUCUUAGGAAAUGCCUCCAGAGGAAAAAAGGAAAGUGUUGAUCAUGACACCAGGUCAGCACACAGGGAAGUUGAUUCUGCCACAACCAUCGCAGCAGCAACUGCUGCUGCAAUUGCUACUACAACUCCUCUUCUUAAAGUUCAGAAUGAUUUGGAAGCAAAAGUUAACUCAGUUUCAGCAUUACUUCAUAAACUACAGGAGACAGACAGACAACUGCAGCAUGUUGCUGAACAGCAAACAAAUAUGAAGACUCAACUUGAGAAGCCCCACUGUCACGAAAGAGUCAGUGAGCUUGAAAAACAAAUGAAUGCUUUCAUGGUGCAACGGAUUCAGCAUUUGGAAAAGUUGCAGGAGCAACAAAUGAAUAUUCAGUCUCAUCUCAUUAGGUCUGCAGUCAACAUGGGUGGUUUACAGCAAAUUCACAUACCUUCCUCCAAUCUCAUGACAAAACAAUCUGAGAAGCCAGAACAGCGAUUGCCUACUAACGAAGUAUCUUCAUGUCAGAGGAGUUUAUUUCCUACCAGUGGUGCACCUGCCCAAGGUGAAGGGAGACUUCUUGAGCAUAUUCUGAAUUCUCAAGAAAUGCCACUGAAGCAAACUGAAUAUUCCAAGAAGGCAACAUUAAACAGCAAUAAAAUGAGCUGGCAUUCAGAGAGAGACAGGCAUACUGCUUUGCAUACAGACUCAUUCCCUGCUUUUGAAAGCUCCUUCCGAAAUUGCAGUUCAAUUGAGAAAACAGUGAAAAAAGCAGAUGAUUUACUUCAAGAUCUUGGCCAACUGAGAAGAGAAAUGCGUGACAUGUUACAGGAAGCAAAUUCAUGGAAAUCAGACAUGAAUGACCUUAUUAAGUCAAAAAAGCCUACUGUUGCAUCUGAUCUUCCUGAACAUCAUCUGCUUGAUAAACCGUCCAUCCUUCAAAAUGUUAAAGUGCCAAAAUCUAUACUGAGGCAUGCUAAAAGGAUUUUGAGAGCAGUGCAAAACAAUAAAAAAGUUCUUGAAGAAAAUUUGGAAGCUGUUAUUCAUGCAAAAGAUGGAGAUGCCAUGUAUGCUUUUAUUAACGCCUUGACUACAAACAGUGAUAUGUUGGAAGAGAUUCGUAUCAGAAAGACUGUGGAUGAGUGGAUUAAUGCAAUCAGUGCAGAAAUCCAGGCUGAAAUGGCAAGAAGUGAUUUGGAACAAGUGAAAUAUGAUCAAAAGGUGCCAUGGAUCAAGAGAGCCCAAAACAUCAAGGCUAUGAAGUCCAAUAAAGAAGUUAAAGCAAAACCUCAACAAAUCCAAGGAUGCUUAACAAAGAAGCCUUUAUCUGCAGCUAAGCCAUUGCAGAAGCAAGCAGAAGAUAACACAAGCAGACAGAAAUUUAGAACUUACUUUUCUGCUGAAAGUUUGCAGAGGACAGAAAAAAAGGCAGCUGGACCUGUGAAUGGAAGUGCAGUGGUACAAAAUGAAGACUAUCUGUGUCAAAUUUAUGGGAAACCAAUUUACCAGGGCCAUCGUAGCACGCUUAAAAAAGCACCAUAUCUGAGAUUCAACUCUCCCUCUCCCAAAUCUAAACUUCAAAGACCCAAGGUGAUAGAGUGUGUUAGAGGUACAAAGGUAAAAUCAGCAAGAACACAGACUUGUUCUCAGACACAGAAGGUGGUAACCAGCCCUAAGAAACAGCAUCCUUUAUAUAUGCUUUCCCAAGAAAAUCAGUAUCUUUUUAGUCCAAGUCGAGAUGUGCCUGCUGUCUAUGGUCCACUUGAAGGUCACCUAAUUCCUAUGGCUAUUCCACUAGGUCAAACCCAAAUUAGCGACAUCUCACUGCAGCCUGCUGGAGUAGAUAUAGGUAAACCGCACCCUGUCACAGUUACAACCUCUCUUCCUCGAGUGCCACCAAAACCACCAGUUGAGAUAAAAAACCCAAACAUAGCUGUAAUAGAGAUGAAAUCAGAGAAGAAGGACCCACCGCAACUGUCUGUGCAGGUGUUACCAAAUGUAGAUAUUGACAGUAUUUCAAGUGACAGUGUGAGUGUAAACCACGUUCUUCCAGGCUCUGAACCUGCACUUCCUCCUGUCGAGGCUGUAAUACAGACUCCAGAAGAUAUACAUAGUGACGAGGAAGACACAAAGUUUCCGGGAACUAAUUUCAUUGAUGUUACUGAUGUCAUGCAGGAUCACGAAGAGGAGAGGGAUGAAAUUCCAGAAGUCUUUGAGCCUCUUCUGGAGCUUAAUGGACAGUUUAAGGUUGCCUCGCCAACAUACAAUGGUCCUUUGUUUCCUCCAGUGGCUUCUGUUUCUCAGCAGUCUUCUGAUGUUUUGGAUGAACUGAUUCAAAGGAGAGAAACUAUAGAAAACAGGUUGAUAAAUUGGGUGGAACAAGAAAUAAUGGCAAAAAUCAUCGAUGAGAUGUACCCAGUUCAGAAAGAAACAGUGCCAGAUGUUAGCAUCUCAGAGAGUGAAGACAGUGAGACUGUAACCUCUGACAUUGUUGAAGUUGCAGGUGGUAGAGGAUUUCAACUCUUUAUCAAUGCUGGUGUGCCUGUGGACUCAGAAAUGAUAAGUCAUUUCGUAAAUGAAGCUCUCAGUGAAACAAUUGCAACCAUGCUGGGUAACAAGCAGGCUCAGAAAGCAGUUCCUACUACAAAUGUUCUUCCAAGUACAAUGAUUAUGAUGGAGUCUCUUGUGCCUACUCCCUUGCCAACACCCCAGGCCACACCACCACAAACACCACCUUCAGAAAAAGAAUUGCCUCCAGUCAAAACUCCAGAGACUUCUCUAUCUCUUGCAGAAAUGAGUGGGGAUGUUCGUGAACAUGAAAAAAAUAAAGAAACAGGAGUUGAGAUGCCAGCUGCCACUAGUCAUGUUGGCACACCUGUGGUUACCCCUGUCAAUACACCUCCACAAACAACCACACCAAGCCCUCCUGCCUCAGAAUGGGUCUCCAAAGCUGCAAAACUGGAAAGUCCAAAGCCUCCAAACCCAUGGGAUGAUGCAGAACUUCCUCUGGAAGAAGAGAAACCCAGUCCUUUAACUGAAGAACCGUUCCGUCCCAAGGCUAUGGAGAUGACAGUGGCUAAUGAUGAGGAACCAGAAGCCUUGAUUUUACCGUCUCAGCAGUCGUCAGCGAGGCCCUUUGAAUCACUUCCUUGCAAUCCACAGGUUCCAUCACCUGUGCCUACAGUUAGUUCUGGGCAGUCCACGCAGGAAAGCAGCCUCACCCUCACAGAAACAGAAACUGCAGACAGACCCAUCUCAGAAGGGGAGGUACUCUUCAGCUAUGGACAGAUGGUGAAUGCAAGAGAAGGAGGACUGUCUCUUCCAAACCUUGCUGAGAGCUUAACCAGUACUUUACAAGAUGCCAAUGACAUGGAUUAUGAUCCUCCCAGUGAAGGGCAAGUGAUGAGAAGACCAGAUAAAGGCUAUCACAGGGAUCCUGUGCUGACUCUUUUAGCCAAAUUAAAUCAAGCACCUCUUGCUGCACAAGAAGGAAUGAGCCAUUUGGAGGAUUCUGAUGAUAGUGCUGGGAAUCUCAGUGAAAGUCAAAGACUGAGGCUGACCGGAGCAGCUGAGAGAAUCCUAAUGGGACAUUCAGUUUAUGUGGACCAUUCAGCUGCUCGGACUUCUGAAAACAGACCACACCAGGGUUUCCGUUCUCCAUCACCAGGGCAGCUUGCCCAAAUUGGAGAAAUUCUUGGAGAUGCAGAUACAAGUCAUGGUCCAAUGCUUAUGGCCAAACUGGAAUCUGAACCAGUUUCAAAUCCUGUUCUGGAAGCAGCCCAAGCAAGCUGCAGAGUGACAUCUCUCUCAGAGGAUCUGUCUCAG
Messenger RNA from Cariama cristata (Red-legged seriema), 4362 nucleotides. RefSeq names its product KIAA0586 ortholog. The transcript has 28 exons. Gene Ontology annotation, cellular component: centriole; ciliary basal body. NCBI's taxonomy places the organism in Eukaryota, Metazoa, Chordata, Aves, Cariamiformes, Cariamidae. The annotation marks the transcript as partial. The record is from RefSeq and is a predicted model, not a curated record. Gene Ontology annotation, biological process: smoothened signaling pathway.